GCUAGUAAGUUGGAGUCUAGCUAGUACCACCACCAGCACCGUUCUUUUCACCGCCAUUUAGUUACUUAACUUAUAUUAUAAGGAUUGUUUUCUUUUUCAUGCCUAUAUAAAAGAAAUGCAGCCAUGAUGUAGAGGGAUCAAAUUUGAAUAAAAUAAAAUAUCUAACCGAAUCACCCGCUUCUCAGAACCGGACCGGCUGAGCCUUCACCCACUCUUCUCACUGUACCGACCUUUCGGCGACUCCCACAAGCCACCGCCGUUUAUCUCUCAACCGUAAGAAUUCAUCAAAAUCGCAUUCUUUAGUUUUCAUAGCUUAAAUGAUUCACUUAUUCAUGCUUAGAUUGCAUGUUUGCUUUCAGAUCCAUUCAUUUCUCAACCUUUUCUCAUUAUUUCUAAGUUAUUCUCAGAUCUUUCUAGUAUGAUAUGAUUCCAAGUAUUUUGAAAUCAGAUGCCAAUUCAUUCCUUUUUAAAAAUCUGUUUUUUAGUUUUUGAAUAGUUCAGAAGACCUUUUCUUACUAUUUUAUUCAUACUUAUUUUUUACCCUUGUUCUUCAAUUUGUUCUAGUUCUAUGAUGACUUUGUUCAAUGCCAAUCAAAUUGAUCGAAUCAGUGACUUACCAAGUAAUGUCAUUGAUGUCAUCCUGGGAAACUUGAGAAUCCGAGACCAAGUUAGGACUAGUAUUUUGUCAACAAAGUGGAGGUAUAUGUGGACUUCAGCCCCACAUCUUUAUUUUGAUGAUGACUUUUAUCAAAGGUUUCUGGUUCUCGAUGACCCUGGCGCUGUAGUUUCUAAAAUCAUCACGGAUGUUGUUAUGCUCCACAAUGGUCCGAUACACAAGUUUUCUAUUUGCAUAUAUGCAGACUUUGAUUUCAAGAUCACCACGGAAGAUAUCAAUUUGUGGAUUCCUUUUAUGUCAAGGGACGUUAAACAUCUCGAGCUUGUGACCCACUGUGUUUUUAAAGAUCCAAUGCCGGAUAUUCUCUUCUCUUGUAAGGAAUUGACUUACUUCAAAUGUAGCUCAUUUAUCUUGUCAAUUCCACCUAAUUUCUGCGGCUUUGAAAAAUUGCUUGAACUUCACUUAGUUUGUGUUGAAUUCGAGUCCAGCGCUCUUGAGAGUCUUAUGUCUGGUUGUCCAUUUCUUGAAAAGCUCGUCAUUGAGUUAUGUGGUGAUUUUGAAUAUCUUGAUAUUUCUUCUCCUACUCUCAAAGUCUUAUUAGUGAAAUUAGAGUAUGAUAUAAAGUCAAUUUGUCUCAAGAAAGCAAAGAAUCUAGUCGAUUUUACACUCGAUGCUAAUUACAACAGCUUAUCUGGUUUGAUCAAAAGUUUGCCAAAAAUUAAGAGGUUUUCUAUGCUCCGUGGAAAAAAGAUCCCAUUAGCAGAUAUCAUUCCCCCCACGCUGCUAACAAGCUCAUUCAGCUCUUUAGAGUAUCUUAAAUUGGAUGAGUUCAAUCUGAAGGAAAGAGGAGAACUUUUGUAUAUUGUUAGUGUUCUCAAAAGUGCUCCUAGGUUGAUUGAACUCACUAUACGACAGAGUGACAACAAUGUUGAUACCAUACAAGUGUUAGACCAUUCAGAAGAGUUAGAAUGCAGUAGUUGGGGCGGCCUUAAACUUCAGACGGUGAAUAUCGAGGUUGAAGCUAGAUCUCAGCAUGCAAUGAGUUUGAUAAAGCUCAUACUUGCAAAUUCUCCAUUGUUAAAGACUCUUACUUUUAAUUAUAGUUCUGAGAAAUUAGGUGCAGUUAUGUUGUUCAGAAUUUCACAAGACUUGUUAUUGAUGAAACGAGCAUCGCCAAGAGCGCAGGUUAAGUUUCUUUGUUCUACCUUUCCACCAUUUGUGUGGUGAGGUGAAAAACGGGUUGCACAUUGGACCACUGUUUCUAUUCUGGUUGUUUGUUGUUUGAGUUUAAAUUUUUGGAUUAUAAAUCGUGAAACUUUUUAAUUA
Messenger RNA from Lathyrus oleraceus (garden pea), 1942 nucleotides. Its product is annotated as F-box/FBD/LRR-repeat protein At1g13570. The transcript is spliced from 4 exons. NCBI's taxonomy places the organism in Eukaryota, Viridiplantae, Streptophyta, Magnoliopsida, Fabales, Fabaceae. Gene Ontology annotation, molecular function: protein binding. The record is from RefSeq and is a predicted model, not a curated record. Bases 569 to 1843 code for a protein of 424 amino acids.